Messenger RNA from Chelmon rostratus (copperband butterflyfish), 2244 nucleotides. Its product is annotated as UAP56-interacting factor-like. Gene Ontology annotation, molecular function: mRNA binding. The record is from RefSeq and is a predicted model, not a curated record. Lineage: Eukaryota; Metazoa; Chordata; Actinopteri; Chaetodontiformes; Chaetodontidae. The transcript has 9 exons. The coding region runs from base 132 to 1091 and encodes 319 amino acids. Gene Ontology annotation, biological process: mRNA export from nucleus.
UUUACGCUGGGAGGAGGGUCGUGCCAGUUGUAGCGCGUAGCUAGCCACAAAAGGGACGAAGUGCUGGCUGGUUAGCCAGCGAUUAUUGUUUUUUACUUUACGCUCGGUGUCGCUUGUCGUGGUUUUAAAGUAUGAACAAAGAUGAUUUUACAACAGGGCGAGGGAGGAGACCAGCGGUUCCCGAUAAAGUCGACAUGUCAUUAGAUGACAUCAUUCGGUUGAACAAAAAAGAGCAACAGUUAAAAAGGAGACAGGCCACUGUGAACCGCCGACCUGUCAAGAAGAAGGGCCGUUUAACGCAAGGAAAGGGAGUUUCGUCAAGGGCUGCUGGAGCAGUCCAGAGAGGAGGUGGCGUGGCCCGAGGAGGAACGCCUAAAUUAAGAAACAGAAGGGUCCCUCCACCACCAGGUCGACGACGGGGUCAAGGGGUCAUCACAGGCCUGGCAGCCAGGAGGCCAGCUGCCCUGCUGAAGCGAGUCGGCACGUUUAACAGAACACCAGUCAACCAGAAAAUAAGACAGAAAACAAAGCCCUUCAUUCAACGCCCUGAAGCCCAAUACAGGAAGCCAGAGGUACAGAGGCGGCCAUACAGGCAGCCCGAUGCACAGAGAGGCCAGAAUGCAGCAUCAGUCAGGAGACCAUUUCAGCUGCAGCGGCGACCACUGCCGCCCGUCCAUCAGACUCAGAGGGAAGCACGCCAGGCCACAUUUCUCUUUCGCAGAGGACUCAAGGUACAGGCCCAGGUGCAGAAAGCAAACCCUCGCACUCCUUCAGUCAGAACACGCCAGUGGCGCACAUCAACCACCAGCAGUGGUAUCUUGACUGUUUCAAUUGACAACCCCACAGCCAGGACUCAGCCCGAGCCUCCUACUGCUUGGACCCUGCAUCCCCCAGCUGCCACCUCUGCUCCUGUCAAGGUGGAACUGGUGGAGAAGAAAAUACCAAAGGGAGUUCCUCUUCAAUUUGACAUCAACAGUGUUGGGAAACCGCAAACAUCGAUGACCUUGAAUGAGCGAUUCCGAAUCCUAAAAGACAAGCGCACCGCCACAGCACAAAACACUAAAGGCAGCCGAUUUGUUACCGUGGUUUAGCCAGCAAAAAGAGGGUGACCAGGAACAAUCAGCAGCCCUUUUUAUCCUGCUCAGACCCGCACAGUGAAGCCCACCUUUCUGACGGAUGGGACGUGCUGACGCACUGAAUGACUUCGCUAAGAGGACGGAGGGCAACCACGGGACAAAUGAGUGCAACACACACAACGGCUCAACUGAGAGGGUACUAGUGUGAAAGGAAGAGAGUUUAAAAUAAGUCUCCAUUCAUUGUCCAUAUCAUUGUCCUCCACUGUUGCUCUGUACUGGGAAGGAAAGAGCUUUUUACCUUCUCUGGACUUAAAACUGUUGACACUAUUUUGAAGACCGUUUUGAAGUAUUUCUUUACAGAGAGGACUGCUAUGUAUUUGUUAGGAUGGCAUGUAUGUUCACAAUACCCUUUUUUGACAUUUUUGAGAAUUGUUUUGUAACGUUUCUUGAAAUAAACAAGUUUCUCUUUAAAUAAUCGGUAUAGCCUCAGAUCAGUUUGGAGCACAGUGACUGAAACUCCUGUCUUGUGAUCAAACAGUGCCAUCUGGCUGUGAAUCAGAAACCAGUCAGCUCCUGUUCCUGUUUUUGUGUGAAGAAUUUCAUGUGUCCAAAUGUUGCUUCUACAUUCUUUGCAUCUGUAACACUGUAUCCUGCUGUGGGUGUCAGGUUUAUGAAUGUACAAAGAGGAUCCAUUUCAGUGCUGUGUCAAGAGCAAUUUGAGCCUCCAGAAGUUGGCACAUAUUUCAGGUAGUUUUGCAGUGAACAGUAAAAGGUUUCAGAUGUCAGAACUAGAAGAUAUUUUUAAUUUCUUGUAUUAAUAUUAACCUGUUUUCUGUAACUUUGUAACAAAAAAAACGUUCAUAUUUUGGAAUCUGAAUAUUGCUUUUAUUUAAAUACAUUAAAAUUUGCAAUGUAACAAAACUAUUGGCAUAUGAAAUUCAAACACCAUUUAAAUGGACAAAACAUGGCUCACUUCAUUUUUCUGUGACUAGUGUCAGUAACACUAGGUUAUUUUUCUCUCUGCCAACUGCUCUGCAUCAUUUUUCCCCAUUUACACUGUUCACAGACUAUCUUACAAUAAGAGUGCUGAAUAAAAAUGAGGUAAGAAAGUGGUUUGAAGAUUACAGAUCAUGCAGUACAUGCCGAACAGCAACAAAAUAUUUUGUGA